CUUUUUUCCUUUUUCUCUCAACAGGUAUUUUCUUGCAUAGAAUUUGUUGUAACUUUGCACUCCAUUAUGAAAUUAUGUGCAAACGUUGAAGUAAAUUCGCAAAAACUGAUGUGGCAAACUUUGCCUAAAUGGUUUUUGUUUGUUUUUUUUUGUAGGUAAUUGAACCUUCACUGAAAUAAAAGGGCAAACAAAUGAGAAAUGGACAUUUACCUUGCCGGUGUGAAACGAGUUGCUUGAUGUGCGAUGAUUCGCCAUCAAUAUCAUUGGUUUCGAAAUUGGAUGCGGAAGUGAUCGUCGUUGGGAACGGGCCGGCCGGCUUAUCGUUAUCAGCAUUUCUUUCGGGCUGGUUACCUUUUUACUCUCCGGAAGAUGGCCCUCAUCCUAAUCACCUGAUUCAUGAGAAACUCGUUGAACAUGGCGAGGAAUCAUUACUCGACCAGGACUUUUCUUGGCUUGAUGAUUGUAUCAGUAUGAUGAAUAAUGGAGCAAGACCACUUUCAUUACUAUAUGACACUUUGGUGCGCCCUAAUGCUGAUACUGGAACUCCUAGCAGAUCGAAGCUCUGUUGGAUAUACGAUCGUAACCGUGCUAUUCCACAUUUAGUAGUCGCUCAAACACCAAUUGGCGGAUCUUGGAAUAAUUACGACGAUGAUAUGUUAUCGGUCAGUGUAGGCAGUUUUCUGGAUCUUCCAAUUUUUCCUGUUGCCGAUUGGUGUGGUGGAAAAAAGUUUGACAGUCGUCUUCCAGCAUCACUUUACCGAAAAUAUUUGUCCGAUUAUGCGAAAAGAGUAUAUAAAAAAAAAAAUAUCAUUUGCGGUUUGAAAGUGACGCACAUAGAGAAAUGUUCAAGUAGCUGCAUGGAAGGAUUUUGGGAAGUUCGCGGCACAAAAAAUGGUGAACCGGUUUUGUUGAGAUGUAAGAAGGUUGUAUUAGCUUGUGGCAAAAAUCGGGAUCGAUUACUUGGUGUAAAAGGAGAAUUAGAAGAGGAUCGCAUUGUUUACAAUCUUCGCGAUUUAAAACGACUGCUUGCUUCACAAAGUACAGCCAAAUUUUCGAAGGAGAAAGUUGUGGUAGUUGGCGAUGGAGUUAGCGCUGCGGAUUCAGUAUUACAUUGUCUCAAUUUAUGCAUUCCUGUACUUCAUGUAAUACGUCGCUCGGACAAGCAACUACGAUUUAUACAGUUAUCACGCCUUAGUCCAUCUCUCUACCCAGAGUAUUCAAAAGUUUUCAAAUUAAUGAUGGGACAUUGCAAAAAUUGUUACUAUACCAAAGUUACAUGCGCUACCGUCGAAUCGUUAAAUAAAGGCACAGUUCGCAUCAAAAGUCUUCAAGGAAUUUUUACGGAACAUUUUCGAGUCUUAUGCGUGUGCACCGGUAAACAGUCAGAUCUCAGCAUGUUAACGGACAACUAUACAUUUCAAGAUUAUUAUUGCAACGAAGACCCAUCGCUUUUUUGUAUCGGUGCAUUUGCGGGCGACCACUUUGUUCGAUACCUUGUUGGAGGUGCAAUGGAUGUUGCUCGAUAUCUGAUGUAAUCUUGAUUGCAAUUCACUUUAUUCAAUCAAGUAAUGAUUCGUUGGCAGUAACGAUUAACACAAAAUGCUUGCAAUGAAAACAGUUUAAUUUUUUUUGUCAUGAUCAUUACAACAGGAGAAUAUUGAUUUUGAUUAAAGAAAAUGAAAAAUGAAAGAGCUAAUUGGAAAUGUGGUUAUUUUCUAGGUGUAGAACCAGGUGAAACAGUAUUGCGAG
This is a messenger RNA of Loa loa (African eye worm), 1749 nucleotides long. RefSeq names its product pregnancy-induced growth inhibitor. The coding region runs from base 192 to 1535 and encodes 447 amino acids. The record is from RefSeq and is a predicted model, not a curated record. Lineage: Eukaryota; Metazoa; Nematoda; Chromadorea; Rhabditida; Onchocercidae. The transcript is spliced from 9 exons.